AUGGACGGGAAAAAAGAAAAUGAAAGGAGUGUUAAGGCUUUCAUCAUAGAGAUAAAAUAUCACCAGGAACUCAAAAGCCCCAAACACUGGAUAAAUUACUUCUCAAAGAAAAAGCUUAAUCUGGACAAACUGAGGUUCCUGGGCCCUCGUGGUAACCUUGCACUUGAGGGAGGAGGUGCUGGGGCAGCGCUGGCAGCCAGGCUCUUGACAUGUUAUAAAAACAAAAACAUUGUGAUAGUGACAAAAAUGCUACAACCUUGCAGCAGCAUCUUUGUUUUGCAAGGCAGGCAGCAUGUUUCAAAGAACAUUUAUCUUAGCCCCAUGUUCAGGUUGAAAGAUAUUAAUACAAAAGGUACAUUCUGUCCAGAAUAA
Messenger RNA from Rangifer tarandus platyrhynchus (Svalbard reindeer), 372 nucleotides. NCBI's taxonomy places the organism in Eukaryota, Metazoa, Chordata, Mammalia, Artiodactyla, Cervidae. The record is from the annotation of a GenBank genome assembly.